AUGAUUACUGCACGGGAAGGAAAGCCCACUGUUGAAAAAAACAAAGAUCUCACAAUUGGGGAACUCAAAUUCCAGAAGUCAUCAGAAGUUGCCUUAGACUUGGUCAAGGAACCUACAGCCUCCAUUCAGACUAAUGGUGAUAUUAAGCUUUCAGCAAAUGGAGCAGUUGUAAAAUCUGGAGAUGCUCCAAAGGGUGCAAAACCAGUUGCAGUUUCCGAGAAUAAAGUUGUGGCAAAUGGGGUUGCAAAUGGUUGCUAG
Messenger RNA from Ilex paraguariensis (yerba mate), 258 nucleotides. The record is from the annotation of a GenBank genome assembly. NCBI's taxonomy places the organism in Eukaryota, Viridiplantae, Streptophyta, Magnoliopsida, Aquifoliales, Aquifoliaceae.